This is a messenger RNA of Penicillium cinerascens, 858 nucleotides long. RefSeq names its product putative heme/steroid binding domain protein. Gene Ontology annotation, cellular component: membrane; endomembrane system. The record is from RefSeq and is a predicted model, not a curated record. The transcript has a single exon. The coding region runs from base 1 to 858 and encodes 285 amino acids. Lineage: Eukaryota; Fungi; Ascomycota; Eurotiomycetes; Eurotiales; Aspergillaceae.
AUGUCAGAACUCCGCCAGCGACAGCCUACCGCGGCCUCGAGGUCCCAACAAGGCACUGACACUUCUCCACGGCGCGAACCACAGCGCCGCACCGACAAUAAUGACCAUGGUAUCAGCGUCCUCGACAUGAUCCGGGUGCUGGUCACUCUUGUAAUCGCCUCUUGCGGUCUCUCAUAUUACAUGACCAACACCGAAUCGGUACUAUGGGGCUACCGGCCGUGGUUUACACGGUGGCCCGUCGUGAAGCAGUACCUGGUAAUCCCACCCGAAGAUCUUGACCACACCACCACACCACCACCACCAUCAUCAUCACGCAAAGUGUCUCGGAAUCAAGCUACUAACAGCAAUGAAAUACAGAGUGGCCCACUACACCUCACCCCAGCUCAACUCACCCUCUACAACGGCACUGACCCCUCCCUCCCAAUCUACCUCGCCGUCAAUGGCUCCAUCUUCGACGUCUCCGCGAACCGACCGAUCUACGGACCUGGCGGAAGCUACAAUUUCUUUGCGGGGCGAGAUGCCACACGCGCCUUCGUCACGGGUUGUUUCAACGACGACCUGACCCCGGACCUAGGUGGCGUCGAGGAGAUGUUCCUCCCGGUGGAGGACGUGGAGGAUGAGCGUGUUACGCCGGCGGAUAGGGAGCUUCGCCGAGAGCGCGAGUUGACUCUUGCUAGGGAGCAGAUUGGGAAGACCGUUCUGAGGUGGCAGCAAUUCUUCCGGAAUCAUAAGAAGUAUUUCCAGGUCGGGGUGGUAGAGGACGAUGGGGUUGUUGAUCCAGACAAGGGUAAGAGUGUGCUUUGCGAGGGAGCGCAGAAGCAAAGGCCAAAGCGUAGUGAGAUGGCACAGCAAGAAUAG